Neltuma alba is the source of this 827-nucleotide messenger RNA. RefSeq lists its product as uncharacterized. NCBI's taxonomy places the organism in Eukaryota, Viridiplantae, Streptophyta, Magnoliopsida, Fabales, Fabaceae. The record is from RefSeq and is a predicted model, not a curated record. The transcript is spliced from 5 exons. The coding region runs from base 196 to 564 and encodes 122 amino acids.
AUCAUCAUUCUGUGCUCCAACGUGAGCAAAGGACGACAUGCUGAAAUAAUUUUGGGGAGCAUCAGUUCUUUUCAAAUACUGUGUCAUUUCAAGGAGAAAACUGUAACGGAGCUUGGAGCUCAUUCUAGAAGAAAUAAUCACUAGAUGUUAUUAUUUUGCAAUUAUUGUGUGGAAUGAUCACUCAAUUUGGAUGUGAUGGAAGUCAGUGCAGUUAGUUCACAUUCCAAUAGGUUGCAAACCUUGAAGCAUUCAACAACAGCAGAUGACGGGAAAAUGCCUUGUGAAAAGGGAUAUAGAAGUACUCGUAUCAGUGGGAAGCCAAAUUUGACAAACACUUCCUCUUUUGUUAAUCAUGCUGCAAUUGCAUGGCAUGAGGAGAGAAGAAAGUGGGUUGGAGAUAAGUCUCAACAUCCACCAAGAAUGGCUAAAGACCCAAUUAUUAGUUGGUCGACGUCAUAUGAAGAGUUACUUUCUACUAAUGAACCUUUUGCAGAGCCAAUACCUUUGCCGGAGAUGGUAGAUUUCUUGGUUGAUAUUUGGCAUGACGACGGGCUCUUUGACUAAUUGUUCCAAGGUUGAAAUAAAUGUCGACUGAAGCAAGAACCCUGUAAAGCCUUAAAGCUCCAUUCAUUUGCCACUCACUGGUCAUGAUGGUUAUGAGAGAGGGAUACUAUUGAGGAUCAUUACUUUAUCCUCCUAGUACAUUUUUUUCUUUUUCGCAAGAAAACAGAUGGAAAGUCCCUAGUUCUCGUUGAUUUAAGAGAAAAACCAAUUGAUAUAUUUCAUCACUGCACUUUUAUAAGCCGUUUCUUACAAGGUCCUUCGAU